Messenger RNA from Paramecium octaurelia, 180 nucleotides. NCBI's taxonomy places the organism in Eukaryota, Ciliophora, Oligohymenophorea, Peniculida, Parameciidae. The record is from the annotation of a GenBank genome assembly.
AUGAAAGAAAACUGUGAAAAAACACUAAAAAUGACUCAUCGUUUGAGUAGCAAAAUUUUCAAGAGAAAAGUAGCUACUUAAUUAAUAUCAUUCUCAGAUGCCCAAGAAUUGAGAUGUUAUAAAACAAAGCUUGCACAGAGGAUACUUUAAGAUGUGGGCAAUAAUUCUUUUAGGAAUUGA